GAUUCAGUCACCUCAGAGAAACUCCAGAUAACCAGAAAGCGCACUGCUGAUAGAGAUAGCACAGAGGGAGAGGCAUAGGAAAGAGGGAGGGGGCCAAAAGAGAGGGAGCCACACACAGGAGGAAAGAAGAGGGGCAACGCACUGCUCCAGCACUCAGACUCCGAGAGGACAGAGGACAAAUAGGGAGCUCAGCUAAGCUCACUGACAAGACGCACAACAAGACAAGAGAGAAAGACAAGAGCUCCGGGCUCAGUUACACACUCAAGUAUCUUCAAACCAGCUCUUACAAACCAAGAGAUACAAAAAGAGAAAAGAAGAGAAGAAAGUCUGGAUUCUGUGAUUUUUUUUUUUGUGGCCUGCAUUGUGUGGAUUUCUUGGGAGACUUUUUUUUACUCCCUGUUUUUAUUUAUUCAUUUAGUACUGAGCAGUUUGGCAUCUUUUAUCCUGACCUCCUACGCCUUUCUGAUAUCCACCUCCCUGGACUGUGGAAGAUCAAUAGAUUGGGACAUGUGUGCGGUGUAUAUGAAUGAACUGUGUGUUUUUGUCUUUGCAUGUGAAAGUGUAGGUGUACAUUUAAACUUUACAAAGGGAUUUUGAGUAGGUGUGUGUUUGUGUGUGUGCGUGUGUGUGUGUGUGUGUGAGUGUGUGCUUGUGUGUGUGAGAGAGCAACCAGGAGCAAAGAGCAGCAGUGUUGGGAGGAGAGGGAGGAGGUGGUGAGAGGUCUUUGAGGCGAACCACCAGUUGUUCCUGUUAAGAUCUGAGUUAUUGAUGUGGCGCUGCUGAGGAAUAAACAGCACCGGGGACUACAGCAGAGUCAGUCACAACACUGCAGGCUUUACCCCCACAAGCAGCUGCAUCGCCAUCACUUUUACCGAUAACGCUAGAUCACAUCUAGUCAGCCAUUCAGGUUAUAACACCUACAGUCCAAGUGAGGUUGGGGGUCCCCAGACAGAGGAGGUGGUCAGUCAGGGGGAGUUUCUCCCACUCUCGCUCCCUCUCCCUGCACCCAACUCAGCAUGCCCCAGCCCCAGAGCUCCUCCACAGCUCUCUCAGCUCCACUACCAUGUGUAGAUGGACAGUGACACAAGGUGCACUGGUCGCCUGGCUCUCCACCUGCCCCUGCUACAGACCUCCUUCACUCAUCCCCUCGGUCACUUUCCUACUCCUGCUUCUCCUGCUCGGACCCUCCUCAUCAUCGCCCCUGUCCGCUUUAUCACUAGACUCUGAAAAGCACCACAAUGCACCACCAGGGACUCCUUCUCAAAUCUUCAUCUCACAUCAGCCCCCUUCAUCAUCACCGGCACCUCUGCACGCAUCCUCUGCUAGGUUGCCACGGGCAACCAAUGUCUCAUCGUCCUCAGCGUCGGUCGUUGGGCGCCACGUGCGGAGCAGCUACAACCAUCUACAAGGAGAUGUGCGCAAAAGGAAACUGUUCUCCUACCAGAAAUUCUUCCUUCGCAUUGACAAGAAAGGAAAAGUUAAUGGCACCAAAAGUGAGGAUGAUCCAUACAGUAUGUUGGAGAUCAAGUCAGUGGAUGUGGGAGUCGUGGCCAUCAGGGGCCUCAGCAGUAACUACUACUUGGCAAUCAGCAAGAAGGGAGAUCUAUACGGAGCGAGGGACUUUGGUCCGGACUGCCGUCUGAUUGAACGCAUCGAGGAGAACAAAUACAACACCUACGCUUCAGCAGAGUGGCGCAACAAGAAGAAGCACAUGUUUGUGGGACUGAACGCCAACGGCAAGCCAAUGAGGGGUAAGAAGACAAGGAGGAAAAACACUGCCACUCACUUCCUGCCCAUUGUGGUCCAACCCCGAUGAUUGGACAUAUCAGCCGUGAGAGAGCUCGGCACACUGCGGGCUAUCGGACUUUUUUAGAGAACAGCGAUGUCUACAUUGGACAGAUCUGAAUCAGAUCUGAAUGAUGCACUGAGGAGGAACAGAAUUCAAACCUAUUGACAUUUUGUUGCGCAAAGACAUUUCUAUUUUUUAAGAAAGAAAUAAGAUAUAUUGCUAUACAAUGUAUAUACUAUUUUCUGUUUUAAGUUAUCAAGAACAUUGGCACAGUAGAAAAUAAAUUACUUCUGUGCCAAAAUGUGAUUAGUAACUCACAUUUCUAGAUUUGUGUACAUGUGAAGAGUUGGACUGGGAAGAAAUAAAAAUGAUAAAUAUGUAAGAGGAAAAGACAAAGACAAGAGGUUUUGAUAGAAAGCUGACUUAUAGAAAAGGAGAAGAAAAGAGCAGAAAAUGUAAAAGGAUGAGAAAAGAACCACCAACACAACAGCAAGUCUAACACGAUCAUGUUCUAUUCUUUAAAUUUAUUUAUUUUGUGUAAUAUUUAACGAAAAAAGAACAAAAACACAAAAAGGACAAAUUCUUGUCUUUUUUACCAUUUAUGCUUUUUUUGGAAUACUAAUCAUUUAAACCUGAAUAAAUAUAAAAAUAUAUUUGUCUUUAA
This is a messenger RNA of Etheostoma cragini (Arkansas darter), 2453 nucleotides long. RefSeq names its product fibroblast growth factor 10a (gene fgf10a). Gene Ontology annotation, cellular component: cytoplasm. Gene Ontology annotation, biological process: positive regulation of epithelial cell proliferation; positive regulation of epithelial cell migration; positive regulation of ERK1 and ERK2 cascade. The transcript is spliced from 3 exons. The coding region runs from base 1064 to 1816 and encodes 250 amino acids. Lineage: Eukaryota; Metazoa; Chordata; Actinopteri; Perciformes; Percidae. Gene Ontology annotation, molecular function: type 2 fibroblast growth factor receptor binding; growth factor activity; chemoattractant activity. The record is from RefSeq and is a predicted model, not a curated record.